This is a messenger RNA of Brassica rapa (field mustard), 6393 nucleotides long. RefSeq names its product E3 ubiquitin-protein ligase listerin-like. Gene Ontology annotation, molecular function: ribosomal large subunit binding; ubiquitin protein ligase activity. Gene Ontology annotation, cellular component: cytosol; RQC complex. Gene Ontology annotation, biological process: rescue of stalled cytosolic ribosome; ribosome-associated ubiquitin-dependent protein catabolic process. The record is from RefSeq and is a predicted model, not a curated record. NCBI's taxonomy places the organism in Eukaryota, Viridiplantae, Streptophyta, Magnoliopsida, Brassicales, Brassicaceae.
CCCUUUAAUGAAUGUCAUUUUUGUGACUUUCUCCUUCUAGUGCUAUUUUUGAGACAUAAACUUCAAAAGGUGAUAUUAUUGACAAUUGCCCGUUUUUAAAUUACUUGAUUGUUUUCCUAGUUAAGUAUAACUCUAAACAUCAAGAUUUGUGAUAUAUGGUGUAUAAUUUAUACAGAUUACAGUAUUCAUAUCAAUAACAUAACUAUAGAGUUAAGUAUAAAUUUUUUUGUAGCUAAUUUCUUAUUGGUCCAAAUUUUCCUAAAAUAUAUCGGAAAUUAUAGAAUUUGUUAAAAAAGGCAACGUGACGUUUCCAUUUUUUCCCUUAUGUCUAAAAGUAUAAGUUGGGCCGUAGAUAACUGGGCCUAACUCAGCUAACCAAAACCAACUAAUCAACCAACACGCGCUCGACCGGACAAGCUCUUCUCUGGCUCCUCCUGCGACGGCGACACGACCGUACCGCCACCGCCUUCUCCCUCCGAUCCUUUAACUUCCAUCUAAUUACUUCUCUGCUACACCUAUCAAAUCCAUCCAUCCUUCGCUCUCUCUCUCUCUCUGAACGAGAUGGGUAGACCCAAAGGAGAUGCUGCAAGGAGCAAGUCUCGUCCUUCAAGCAGCAGCUUGGCAGCUUCUCUGUUGCCGUCUGGGUCCGCAGCCGCCGCCGUAGGUUUUGGCGGCUAUGUGGGCAGCUCUAGAUUCGAUGCUUCUUCUAUGUCAAACGAAGACUCUGCUCCCUUCUUGGAUUUGGAUAGUGAGAUGGCCCAACACUUGCAACGUCUCUCAAGAAAAGACCCUACAACAAAGAUUAAAGCUCUUACUUCCCUGUCAGAACUGGUUAAGCAGAAGAAAGGGAAAGAACUUGUGCCAUUAAUCCCACAAUGGACGUUUGAGUACAAGAAGUUGAUACUGGACUACAGUAGAGAUGUCCGGCGAGCUACGCAUGACGUCAUGACUAAUGUUGUCACUGGUGUCGGGAGAGAUUUAGCACCCCAUCUUAAGUCUAUAAUGGGCCCCUGGUGGUUUUCACAGUUUGAUUUGGUUUCUGAAGUUUCUCAAGCAGCAAAAUCGUCUUUGCAGGCAGCUUUCCCUGCCCAGGAGAAGAGAUUAGACGUCUUGAAUUUGUGUUCAGCUGAGAUUUUUGCUUAUCUGGAGGAAAAUCUGAGACUUACACCUCAAAAUUUAUCUGAUAAAGCACUUGCUUCGGAUGAAUUAGAAGAAAUGUACCAGCAGAUGAUGUCUUCAUCUCUGAGGGCGUUGGCUACACUUCUAGAUAUAUUGCUCCACGAACCCAAUAAAGCUGGCUCUGAAAGUGUCAAUGCGGAAUCAAAACUUGCCUCGAAGGCUAGGAGAGUAGCAACCUCCUCAGCUGGAAAGUUGUUCUCUUUCCAUAAAUGCUUUCUGAACUUCCUAAAAUCCGAAAGCCCUAGUAUCCGAUCAGCAAUUUAUUCUUUGUUGAGCAGCUUCAUUAAAAAUGUUCCUGAAGUCUUUAGUGAAGGCGACGUUAGAUGUCUUGCACCAGCCCUGCUUGGUGUUUUUCGAGAAACUAGUCCAAUUUGCCACUCAUCAAUGUGGGAGGCUCUCUUGUUGUUCUCUAGAAAAUUUCCUCAGAGUUGGACCUACUUAAAUGUUCAUAAGUCUGUUCUGAAUCACUUAUGGCAGUUUCUUAGGAACGGGUGCUUUGGAUCCCCACAGGUUUCUUACCCUGCAUUGAUAUUGUUCCUUGAAGUUAUGCCAACCCAAUCUGUGCAAGCUGAUAAGUUCUUUGUGAAUUUUUUCAAUAACUUACUAGCUGGGAGGAGUAUGUGUGAUUCUUCAAGCGCAGAUCAGUUAUCACUUCUCCGUGCAACCACUGAAUGUUUCCUAUGGGGAUUACGUAAUGCUUCAAGGUAUUGCGAUGGUCCCAGCAUUCACGAUCUCCAAGUUGAUCUAAUUGAUAAAGUCCUUGUGAAGAAUCUAUGGGCAAACUUCUUUGAAUUAUCUAAGGACAGUACUCCACAUAUUCAGAGGAAGCCAUCUGAAACUCUAAGCAUGAGUGGUUCAGUUAAUUUUCUGCAAGAGCUAGGAAGAUGCAUCUUAGAUAUUCUUUCAGGAAUUAAUUUACUCGAACAGAACCUGCUGUCUUAUUUCCUUAAAUCUGUUCAGGAGAGCUUCUUGAAUAUGCUUCAGCAGGGAGAUACAGAGACAGUUACCGGCAGCAUGAGAAAAAUGAUUGAUUUUCUCUUGUUAUUGGAGAGAUACUCAGGUCUGGAAGGUGAGAGUUGGCCUUUGGAUCAAUUUAUGGGGCCACUGCUGUCCAAGGCUUUUCCAUGGAUAAAAUCAUCUGAAUUGAUAGAUGGUUUGAAGCUUUUGUCAGUUUCAGUAUCAAUAUUUGGACCGAGAAAAAUAGUUCCGGUACUUGUAGGUGAUAUAGAGACUUAUACCCUUCUCUCUGUUGAAGAAGGGAGGGAUAUGAGCCCAGAAAAGUUUAUUAAAGUUUUCCAAGAAAUCUUUAUUCCUUGGUGCGUGGAUGGACAUGACUCUUCGACUGCAGUUAGAGCUUCUAAACAAGAUCUCCUGCUUUCAUUACUUGAUGAUGAAUGUUUCUCUCAGCAGUGGAGUGAUGUAAUUUCUUAUGUAUUUGAUCAACAACAUCACGGGUUCGAUAAGCUGGCUUCUAUGGAAUUGCUUUUAGAGAAGGCAAGGGAUCAAAUUACAAAAAGAAGUUCUGGGCUGGAGUUGAGUCAAAGAAUAGGCUCUAAGCCAGACCAUUGGCAUCAUGAGCUCAUAGGAUCGACUGCUAUAAGUCUUGUACGUUCCUCCCCGGUGACUACAACCUCUGCUACUCAGUUCUUGUGUUCAGUUCUGGGUGGUGCAACGGAAGACAGCAGUAUUUCUUUUGUGUCAAGAAGCUCGUUGGUCUUGAUAUAUAGAGGGAUCCUCGAAAAGCUGCUAUCUUUUAUCAAACAGUCACCAUUAUGUUCAGUUAGUGAUACAUGUUCCUCUCUUAUCGUUGAGGCUGUUGAUAUAGAGUUUGAUUUGAGCAGUUCCGUCGAUGUGAUCGCCAUAACUAAGUUUGCAGCAGAAGUUAUUGAUGGUAGUUUGUUCAGUUUAAAGGCUCUGGAUCAGGAUGCCACUCUACUUUCAACUAUUAUAUCUUCUGUCUUUAUUAUUGACUUGGAGAGUAGAAUAUCAUCACUAGUGGACAGUACUCUGAAUGAGUUUAAAGAGAAGCAAAAGGAUCGGAAUAUAGUGUGUGGUUUUGUUCAUGCUGUUUGCUCUAAGAUGAGUAAUCAGUUCUGGAAAUCUAUAAACUAUGAUGUCAGAAAGAGUUCAGCAAAGAUUUUGGCUCAGUCCGUAAGGUCAGUUGUCCAACUUGAGGAUGAUCUGCAACCUUGUCAACUUACAUUACUAUGUGCUUCAUGGAUGCCCGAGGUGUUGGAAUAUCUUUCAUUGGAUCAAACUGAUGAAGAAGAUAUCUGUGCACUGCUCCUGCGUGAGAGUGAUGUAUGGCCUAUGUGGAUCAGCCCCAGCUCGCUAACUAGCAUUAAUACGCAUGGUGUUCCUGCUCACGUGUGCGAUUUGAGGACAUCCAAGAGUCAAAGAUAUGUUUCUUUCAUUGACAGCCUGAUCACGAAAAUGGGGAUUCACCGAUUUGUUGUUGGCCACAAAGAUAAUGGAUUAUCCCCUCAAGCUUGGCUUUCCGCAGAAAUACUCUGCACGUGGGAGUGGCCAGGGGGUAGUGUUCAAACGUCUUUCCUGCCAGCACUUGUCUCAUUUUGUAAGAGUGAACCAGCUUAUGGGAGUUUAUUAAACUCCAUUUUUGACAUUCUACUCAAUGGUGCUCUUGUGCAUGGAGAGGAUGAGAUAGACAGCUCCGGGAACAUGUGGGUUGAAUUGAAUAACCAGAUAGAGGACGUCAAGGAACCGUUUUUGAGGGCUCUGGUGUCAUUGAUUUUCACUCUUUUCAAGGAGGACCUUUGGAGAGAAGAAGAAGCCAUGGCUGUUUUCAAAAUGGUCACAGAUAAACUCUUCAUCGGGGAAGAGCCGAGCAAAAACUGUUUGAGAAUCAUUCCUUUCAUUAUGAGCAUAAUAAUUUCACCAUUACGUAAAAAGACCAAAUCUAGUUUUUACGGUGAAGAUACUGUGCUGCCACUGGAAGCUUUCCUUGGAGGUUGGCUGGAGAGGUCUUUGUCGUUUCCUCCUCUAGUCCUCUGGCAACGUGGGGAAGAUAUGCAGGAUUGGUUUCAGCUUGUAUUAUCUUGUUAUCCCGUAAGCGAAAAGGCUGAAGAAGAUAAGGCACUAAAGAGGCAUGUGAGCAAUGAAGAGAGAACACUCCUGCUUGACUUGUUUCGCAAGCAAAGGCAAAUUCCUGGUGCAUCAGGCGUAGUUACCCAACUUCCAGCUGUCCAAAUUCUGCUGGCAAGACUAAUAAUGGUUGCAGUUAGCUACUGUGGAAACGAUUUUAAUGAGGAAGAUUGGGAUUUUGUCUUUUCUAAUUUGAGGCGACUGAUACAGUCUGCAGUAGUUGUGAUGGAGGAAGCUUCUGAGAACGUCAAUGACUUCAUUAGUGGUGUUUCUUCCACGGAGAAGGAGAUUGAUACUCUUGAGGGACUUGGGCAUAUUGUUUCUAUAUCGGAUCCUUCUUUAGACAAUGCUAAGAAUGCUCUCUCAGCAUUUUACUUUCUUAAAUUAGUAAAAGAUACGGUUCCAGAUGAAGACUAUUUGUAUUCCUUGACAAAUGAAAUAUGGUACCCAGUUAAAGAUCGGAUACUUGAAGGUGUUCUCCGUCUUUUCUUCUGCACCGGUCCUGAGGCUAUCGCUGCUUCAUAUUCCCCAGAGGCAGCAUCGCUUGUUGCUUCCUUUCGAGUUGAUCAUUUGCAGUUCUGGGAGUUGGUGGCUCAGCUUGUAGUCGACUCUUCUCCACGUGCAAGAGAUAGAGCUGUCAGAGCAGUGGAAUUUUGGGGUCUAAGCAAGGGAGCCAUAAGCUCUUUGUAUGCAAUAAUGUUCUCCUCCAAACCAAUCCCUUCGCUGCAACGUGCUGCAUACAUUGUUUUGUCUACCGAACCUAUAUCCAGGCUGGCCAUAGUUGCUGAUGGGAAUGUGUCACCCAGUGAUGAGUCUCUCAGUGACCAGGACUCCAGCAACGUUGGCUUGCCAUCUGAAGAAAAGCUGCAGCUAAGAGAUGAAAUAUCUUGUAUGGUUGAGAAGUUAAAUUAUGAACUCCUUGAUACAGAUUUAACUGCACCAGACAGGGUGCAAACAUUCCUGGCAUGGUCUUUGUUACUCUCGCAUGUUAACUCUUUACCUUCACUAACACAAGGACGAGAGAGACUGGUGCAGUAUAUAGAGAGAACUGCAAAUCCUUUGAUAUUAGAUAGUCUUUUCCAGCAUAUUCCUUUGGAACAAUACAUGGCACAGAGCUUGAAGAAAAAAGAUGGAGAUAUUCCAUCUGAAUUAUCUGUGGUAGCAUCUGCAGCAACUGAUGCGAUUACAACUGGUUCGUCCCUGUCAACAGUAAAGUCACUUUGGCCUAUUGAAACCGGAAACAUGGCCUCGCUUGCUGGGGCUAUAUAUGGUCUGAUGCUACGAGUCCUUCCGGCUUACGUUAGAGAAUGGUUUAGCGAAAUGCGUGAUCGAUCUGCGUCAUCUUUGAUUGAAGCAUUUACAAGAACGUGGUGCAGUCCUUCUUUAAUCAAAAACGAACUGUCUCAGAUAAAGAAGGCAGACUUUAAUGAUGAGAGCUUUUCGGUAAGCAUAAGCAAAUCGGCAAAUGAAGUAGUAGCUACAUAUACAAAGGAUGAAACCGGGAUGGAUCUCGUGAUCCGUCUUCCAGUUUCUUACCCGCUGAAGCCUGUUGAUGUGAACUGCACAAAAAGUAUCGGAAUAAGCGACGCCAAGCAGAGGAAGUGGUUGAUGUCUAUGCUAAUGUUUGUUCGUAACCAGAACGGGGCUCUGUCAGAGGCGAUAAGAAUAUGGAAGAGGAACUCUGACAAGGAAUUUGAAGGAGUAGAGGACUGCCCUAUAUGUUACAGUGUGAUCCACACAGCAAAUCACAGCCUGCCAAGGCGGGCUUGCGUGACAUGCAAAUACAAGUUUCACAAAGCAUGUUUAGAUAAGUGGUUCCUCACAUCUCAUAAGAAAGUCUGCCCCUUGUGUCAAUCUCCUUGCUGAUUCAACGUAGGAGCUUAUCAUACGGUUUUGUGACAUUAGUAUGUGAGUUUUGCUUUAGCUCUAUAACACGGAGUAUACACAGAGAUUUACAUGUGUGAGAAUUUUGUUUCUUGGAAUGAUCAUGUGGAAGAUAAUGAAAAGUGUAAUAAAAGUAUAUAUAGAGAGACUUACUUCGCUUAACAUUAACUACAUAAUCAAAUGUAAAACCCAUUACACUAUAUUAACUUAAUUAACUAUAUUUUCAUA